Molecule: messenger RNA, 1421 nt
Organism: Papaver somniferum (opium poppy)
Lineage: Eukaryota; Viridiplantae; Streptophyta; Magnoliopsida; Ranunculales; Papaveraceae
Product: transcription factor SRM1-like
Exons: 2
Coding region: 296-1213 (305 amino acids)
Molecular function (GO): DNA binding
Source: RefSeq, a predicted model, not a curated record
GGGGAUGGUUUGUUAACAAGAUUCUUUCUUCCCCAUCCUUUCUUCCCAUUGGAUGUUUGUGAAACACAAAAAUUAUUAGAGAAAAAGAUUGAGAAAGAAAGAAGGAAAAAGAAACUUCAUAAUCUACCACCAAAAUGGUGGUCCAUUCCUUCUUCUUGUAUUGACCUGAACCCUCUCUUCAUCACUCCUGUAUUCUUAUCUCACUCUCCCUUUCUUCUCACUAUUCAAAUUACACAACUUGAGCAAUCACCAUAAUCAUCUCUUCAUACUAAACACUGAGGUAUUAGUUUUACUAAUGGAAAGUGCAGUGAAAGGAGAAUGGAGUAGAGAAGAAGAGAAAGCAUUUGAAAAUGCAAUUGCAAAGACACAUAAUACAAUGGAUGAACAACAAUACUGGGAAAAGAUAAGCUCGAUGGUGCAAAGUAAAAGUAUGGAAGAAUUGAAGCAGCACUAUGGAGUACUGGUCCAAGAUAUUAAUGCAAUUGAGGCUGGGUUAGUAUCGCUUCCUCGAUAUCUAGGCGAGGAAGAAGAGACUAACAUGGAUAAACAAACUUCAUCGGCAUCUGAUAGAAAAAAAAUAGGUAGUACUUCUGGUUUUAAUACCAGUAGAAGCAGUUAUUUUCCAGUUGGAAUGAUUGGUAACAAUGACUUAGAAGGAAAACAACAAGCGUUGGUAAGAAGUGGAAGUGGAUCCAAAUCAAACCAACUAGAGAAGCGCAAAGGAAUUCCAUGGACUGAAGAAGAGCACAGGUUAUUCCUGCUGGGGCUAGACAAGUGUGGGAAAGGGGAUUGGAGAAGUAUAUCGAGAAACUUUGUAAUCUCAAGGACUCCAACACAAGUGGCUAGUCAUGCACAGAAAUAUUUCAUUCGAUUGAACUCGAUGAAUAGAGAUAGGAGAAGAACGAGCAUACAUGACAUCACAAACCUGAACAACGGUGUCGCUGCGACGCCUCAAGGUCCAAUUACAGGAGAACAAACUAACACAACCACAUCAUCAACACCAAACAGUUACAUUGGGCCAUCUUUUAAGCAUCACCGAUCAUCACAUUCACCUGCAAUGCCUGCUUUGGCAAUGCCGAGAAUGGCUUCCGCACCAGGCCAAAUAAUCUCCGCUAUUGGCACUCCAGUUACCAUACCUCCUCCGGGGCAUCACUAUCCACCACCAUAUACCCAUAUGGCUUAUCCGGUGGUGCCUGCAGCAAUGCAUCAGUAGGAGCUCCUCUGAUCCUCGAUGUUUUCACUUGAAAGAAGGAAAUUUGUUUAUAUAAUAAGGGAAAUUUGAUCCAUCAGAGAAAUGUAACUUAUAAAACUGAUUCUACAUCAGGUACCUUUCAGUUAUAAUUAUAUUAGGAAUCUCUACUUCUCAUGUCGUAAUAAUACUAUUAAAAUGCCAUGCUAAGAGGUUUUAGCUGUUCUGUUUU